AUGGCACCGCCAGGCGAGGCAAAGAAAUCCAUCGUCGGCAAGCUUUUCGGCGGAAUCCAGACCAAAAUAGACAGAAUCGUCAACGGAACCUUCCAGCGUCACUUUUGCGAAUCGCGCAGGACCGAGCCGACGCACUGCCGCCGUCUGAUCAUGAUCGAGUGCACCUACGACUUCCCCAUCACCACGGAGGAGUUCCUCCUCCAGAUCAGCAACUGGUUCGACCCGCACCACGGCUCACUGGCCUCGCGCCUCCAGAAAAAGAUGUCCGGGCUCGGCCUCAGGAGAGACCACUCGGACGGCAAGCGCGUUUCUUUUCGAAUGUUUUUCCUCUUUGGCGAGAAUAUCCCCAUUGAGUACGACAUGAAGAGGGGCGCGCCGGAGAAGCUGGAGCGUGUGUUGGCCUGGAAGUUCCCGUUGAGUAAGGUUAGCGUGGCGAAACGGGAGGUGAUUACGUGUGACGUGGUUCGGGAUGUUUUCAACUCCCAUCUGACGCUCCACGAGAAUCGAUGUCGAGACGGAACGUGGGUUCACAAGGACGGGACAUCCGUACCAGCGCUACAAGUAGCGACGUCGUCGUUUGAUGAUUGGAAGGCGCAUCGGGAGACCUUGGACUGGCGGGCGGUAUAUGGAGUUGGAACGUAUUAG
Messenger RNA from Colletotrichum orchidophilum, 645 nucleotides. RefSeq lists its product as uncharacterized. The coding region runs from base 1 to 645 and encodes 214 amino acids. The record is from RefSeq and is a predicted model, not a curated record. Lineage: Eukaryota; Fungi; Ascomycota; Sordariomycetes; Glomerellales; Glomerellaceae. The transcript has a single exon.